UUCAAAUUAUCUCUUUGCCGGGAAAAAUCCUAUAGAGAUUAUUAAAUAUUCAUAAAUCUUUCUGGUUAUUGUCGGGUCCAUUAACUAUUAUUUAUUAAGGCUGUCAAGUCCCAUUUUCCUCAUCCAAUUGUUGUCGGCGCCGGAGUUUUGAGUGCGAAUAUGGAAGCAACUCCAUUGCUGGUAAAUGAUUCCGGUGAACCGGAGCUGAUCAAUGAGGAAGGAGAUUACAGGGCUUUGGAGAGCUUUAAGGAAUUGAGGAAAAUGUUCUGGAUAGAAAGUGUCAAAGUGUGGAAAAUCGCCGGUCCGAUUAUAGUAACGGUUCUCUGCCAGUAUGGAACAAAUUCAGCAACCAACAUUUUUGUCGGUCACAUGGGCGAUAUUCAGCUUUCUUCCGUUUCAAUCGCUCUCUCUGUUAUUAACAUGUUUGCUUUUGGAUUCAUGCUGGGCAUGGGAAGUGCACUUGAAACACUCUGUGGACAAGCAUAUGGAGCCGGCCAAGUUCACUUACUCGGCAUUUAUAUGCAACGUUCGUGGAUAAUCCUCACAAUCGCCGCAAUCAUCUUAUCUCCAAUUUACAUAUUCGCCACCCCAAUCCUAAAGAUCCUCGGCCAACAAGAUGAAAUCGCUGAUCUAGCUGGAGUAUUCACCAUCCAGAUCCUUCCCCAGCUGUUCUCGCUUGCUCUCUGUUUCCCCACUCAGAAGUUUCUCCAAGCUCAAAGCAAAGUGAACGCGCUUGCCUGGAUCGGAAUCGCAUGCUUACUUCUUCAUGUUGGCCUCCUCUGGUUAUUCAUUAUCGGCCUUGGAAUGGGCACGACAGGAGCUGCCAUAGCAUUUGAUAUAUCCGGUUGGGUGCUUUCGUUGGCUCAAAUCGGUUAUGCUAUCGGUUGGUGUAAGGAGGGAUGGACUGGACUGUCGUGGUCCGCGUUUAAGGACUUAUGGGCUUUCGUUAGACUCUCGAUUGCUUCGGCUGUUAUGUUAUGUCUUGAGGUUUGGUAUAUGAUGAGCAUAAUCAUCCUUACUGGUCAUCUUGACAAUGCUGUACUUGCUGUUGGAUCCCUUUCCAUUUGCAUGAAUUUUAAUGGGUGGGAAGCAAUGAUAUUCAUUGGAGUAAAUGCUGCAAUAAGUGUUCGUGUAUCGAAUGAACUUGGAUUUGGUCAUCCUAGAGCUGCCAAGUAUGCCGUAUACGUGAUUGUGAUUCAAUCAUUGGUGUUCGGUUUAGUGUGCAUGGGACUUAUCUUGGCAUUCAAGAACGAUUUCGCCAUUAUAUUCACAGAUAGCAAAGACAUGCGUCAAGCCGUGGCCAAACUAGCAUACCUUCUCGGCUUCACCAUGCUUCUCAACAGCGUUCAGCCAGUCAUAUCAGGGGUGGCUGUAGGGGGCGGUUGGCAAGCUCUAGUGGCGUAUAUUAACUUGGGAUGUUACUAUGUCUUUGGGCUUCCUUUCGGCUACUUGCUCGGUUAUGUUGCCAAUUUUGGAGUACAAGGUCUUUGGGGAGGUAUGAUAGCGGGAACGGGGAUGCAGACAAUUCUUCUAUUGAUUGUGCUCUACAAGACAAACUGGAAGAAAGAGGUGGAGCAAACCACAGAGAGGAUGAGGAAGUGGGGAGGCCAAGAUUUAAACAAUAAUCAUGUUUGAUGAUGAAUCAUGAAUCAUGAAUGUCUCUUUCUCUUAUGAGUAUUUUUUUUACUAUUGGUGGUGCAUGCAUGGCCUUUCGAUGAUUAUUUAAAUUAUUAGAGUCAGCAUCAGUUGUAGCAUUUUAUUUCUUUUAGUUUAGGAUUAUUUGAGUCUUUGACAAAAAGAACAUUCUCUAGUCAAUAUCUAUUU
Molecule: messenger RNA, 1824 nt
Organism: Impatiens glandulifera
Lineage: Eukaryota; Viridiplantae; Streptophyta; Magnoliopsida; Ericales; Balsaminaceae
Product: protein DETOXIFICATION 35
Exons: 7
Coding region: 160-1635 (491 amino acids)
Biological process (GO): xenobiotic detoxification by transmembrane export across the plasma membrane
Cellular component (GO): membrane
Molecular function (GO): antiporter activity; xenobiotic transmembrane transporter activity
Source: RefSeq, a predicted model, not a curated record